Messenger RNA from Xyrauchen texanus (razorback sucker), 2678 nucleotides. RefSeq names its product zinc finger protein 367 (gene znf367). Gene Ontology annotation, biological process: central nervous system development; regulation of transcription by RNA polymerase II. Gene Ontology annotation, molecular function: DNA-binding transcription factor activity, RNA polymerase II-specific; RNA polymerase II cis-regulatory region sequence-specific DNA binding. The record is from RefSeq and is a predicted model, not a curated record. Bases 272 to 1210 code for a protein of 312 amino acids. Lineage: Eukaryota; Metazoa; Chordata; Actinopteri; Cypriniformes; Catostomidae. Gene Ontology annotation, cellular component: nucleus. The transcript has 5 exons.
UCGGGUCAUUGUAGCAACCACUGCCAGAGAGAUUUUCGGAAAGAACGGAAUCAAAGGGACCGCGGGAAAGCGCGCUGGAACACUGAUACAUGUAACAUUUGGGAAUGACUGCCCUUAUAUCACUAAAACUACCGGAGGCGCGUUAAUUUCCUUUUACUGCUUCCACCUGCACUUAUUUAGACUUUUUACUGUUGUUGUGCUUUUUUAAUAGACUCUAUUUUAAUUGAACGGUUUUAAUAUACAUAACGUUUUUUACGAAACGGCAUUUGCGAUGGCUGACAGCAAACAUCAAGUGAUAUUUUGUAACGAUUCGCCAAAAAGAGUUCUUGUCUCCGUGAUCAAGACAACCCCCAUUAAACCCAAAUCCGUGGACUCUCUCAUGCCCACCAGCCCAGGCUUCAGUGAUUUCAUGGUUUAUCCGUGGAGGUGGGGAGAAAACGCGCAUAAUGUCACUUUGAGCCCCGGAUCGGGCAGCGGAACAGCCUCACCCACCCGAAACAGCUCCUGUCCUGCCGAAACGGAUGUCAACGCCUGUCCGGAACACUUAAAGGAUGGUAUCCGGCGUGGACGCCCGCGGGCAGAUACUGUACGAGAACUGAUCAACGAGGGCGAAAACUCCACCAGUCGCAUUCGCUGCAACAUCUGCAACCGAGUCUUUCCCCGGGAGAAGUCGUUACAGGCGCACAAACGCACACACACAGGGGAAAGGCCGUACCUGUGUGAUUAUCCAGACUGCGGGAAAGCCUUCGUCCAGAGCGGACAAUUAAAGACACAUCAGCGCCUUCACACUGGAGAGAAGCCCUUCGUCUGUUCUGAGAAAGGGUGCGGUAGCCGAUUUACUCACGCCAACCGCCACUGCGCCAAACACCCGUAUGCCCGACUGAAGCGAGAGGAGCCCACGGGCGAAGCGGGCAAAUCGCAGGGAGCCGAUAACAAGGCUGUGGCUGAAUGGCUGGCAAAGUACUGGCAGACGAGAGAGCAGCGCACACCUGCACCAGGUAAAGGAAAGAUACUGAGUAAAGACGCUAUUGACCAAGAGCAGCAAGACCCUUUAGACUUCCUGCCGUCUGACGAAGGCGAAGACGACGAAACGGACGAGGAAAAGAGCAACGCUGCGGGCGGAACGGCCCGCCGGCGUCUACAAGAACAGAGAGAACGACUCCACGGCGCCCUCGCGCUCAUCGAGUUAGCCAACAACCUCUCCGCCUGAGAAAACCCCCCCCCGCUUAAUUCUGUACAGAACGAGUGUUUGACAGGAAGUUUAAACCAGCCUAAGCUGGACUGCUGGAUUAAGAGGGAUUUUGGCCACUUGUCAAGACGGGAUCCCAGCAAACCAUCUUAGACUGGUUUAAGCGGUUUUUGGGAGGUCUGUCGUUGACCUGAAAAAUUGUACACACGAUUCACGACCCUCGCACUUCUAGCUAGUGCACUGCCCGGGUUGAUAUAAGCUACAAGCACCUUAUUUUGCUUCCUGUUGUACCUUUAGGCUGCUAUGAUGGUAGAUGAUGUCAUUAUAUGAAGAAUGUUGUUGUGUUUGGUUUUGUUUUCUCAGCUUAUCAUGGAGGUGAGAUGCGUUUUGUUUUUAUUUGUUGUGCACUUUGUGUUAAUGAUUUGUUUGUUGUUGUUUUGGGUUUGUGGGUGGAGUCGGUUUGUAUGUGACAUUAAAUUUUGUGCGUCAAAGGAUGUGUGUUUUGAAACCGGGUGCGGUGACCAUGACCAACAUGCUAACGACGAAGACGUGGAUAUUAUUUCAAAUGGCUCGGAAAGGAGAAUAGACAUGAAGCCCGCUUGCUUUCGUAGGUUACUGCAGCGUUAGUCUGGAUUCUCCAUCACAUCGAUCCACUGACAUUAAUCAUGUAUUUAUUAUAUUUAAACCAGUCAGAAUAGUUGCUCGGGUUCUGGCUUUGCAAUAACGCUGAUAAACGAACCCGCUUUGACCCGGCAGCACAAUCGGCUCCAUCUAAAUAUAUGUCGCAAAGGUACACGUUUAUAUACUAGGAGAACUCGAGUUAACGAGUGAACCUAUGAACCGAAGCACUUACGAUAUUAAUCUAUAACGUCUCGCUUCAACAGCUGUACUUAAGAACGCUCCAGAACGGUGAUGUCUGCUUCCAAAGAGUGAUUGAUGAUCAAAUGAGAUUCUAGAUGUGGACGAGGAAUCGUACGGCACUUGUUUUAGUUUUUUUAGUUUGUUUGUUGUUCUCGUAGUAGUUCUGCUUGAUGUUCUAAUGAGCACCUGAUGCGGCGUCUUCAUUAUCUGCAACACUACAUUCUGUUCAAGUGCUUCACUGCCAUUUUAUUUUAGUAAUCGGUUGUUGAAUUUCAUGGUCGAUGAGGCUGCCGCGUAACUGGAAAGUAUUUUACCGAUAAAGUUAAUCAGAAAUGACGUUUUAUAGACAUUGCUCUUAGUUGUAGUCAAAUGCAAGUUUUUCAAAUUCAAGUAAUAUAUUCCACAGAAUUCUUUGGAAGUCCGUGCACGAUGUCGUCUUAAAAAAAAAAAAAAAAACGAAAAGAUUCCAGGUGUUGACGUUUCGAUGUUACGCAUUACGACAACCGAAUGUAAACGUGUUUUUUGUAUUUUUUUAUUUCGACAAUGUGUUUUUGUUUGCUGGGCUGGAAAGACUUUGUAAACGUGUAAGCGGGCUUUUCCCUUAUCGGCCAAACUUGGUGUUAACACU